AUGUCGGAAAACAAGCAGUCCGGACCUUCUGAUGAUGGCCAAAGCCCGAACAGCGACGGCCUGACCUUGACAUCCAUCUUGGACGAUACCCAGAGGGCCGACCUAACCCUUCUUGUCGCCAGCCUCACCGAGUCAAUGCGCCGAUUAGUCCUGGAUAAUUUUGAUUCUGCUGCGGGUCUCAAUAAAACUCUGCUUCGACAAGGCAUGACUGAGGACGAGAAAAUCAUGGCGUCAGAUCCUUCCACCGCUGAUGUUGGCUUGUAUGAACGAGAACGCAAACUCAAAGAAGAGAGCGACAAAAACCUUGCCACACUCAAGAUGAAGAACCUGAAGAAGAACGCCCUUAAGUCGUAUGACGAAUGGCGACAGGAGGUCAUCCAACGUGUAGGCCAGGUUGUCAACAGCGAGCGCACAGCCCGAUCUCAGGUCCACAAAUCCUCAGGCAAGGUUGAUGUACCGAAACCACAAGCCCCCUCGACCACAAUUGCCCAAGUUCUCAAUGUCUCCAACAAAACCGUCAAUCUGAAAUUCAGAGAUCUCUUCCCUCCGACCAAGACACCCUUGACCAAGAUGGCGAUGAACCAACGGACCCUGAUUCUCCAUUCACUCUUAUUACUUCUCCUGUCUCUCGAACACUACAACGCGUAUUCACGCAUUUUGAUGCUCAACCUCACAUCUUCCCUCAAAUUGCCUCUCAAGACAUUCGAGCAAGACGAAUACACCACCGCCAAAGGUCUUCUCGAAGCCGUCAAGGAGUUGUCUGCCGACGCCGAAACUAAAAGGAAAGCCGAACAGAACAGAGAGUCUAGGAAGUGGAAGGUCUCCCUCGCCACUGCCGCUGGCGCUGCCAUUAUCGGCGUCACUGGCGGAUAUGCCGCCCCGCUGGUUUCCGCUGGGGUAGGCUCCGUCAUGGGUGGUCUGGGCCUGGGCGCCACUACAGCAGCUUCCUAUUUAGGUGCUGUGGCAGGUAGCUCACUUCUUGUCGGCGGCAUCUUUGGGGCAUAUGGUGGAAGGAUGACUGGCCAGAUGAUGGACAAUUAUGCACGGGAGGUGGAGGAUUUUCAAUUCCUACCGGUUCACAGCCGAAGCGAUGGCGCAAGAACGAGCGAAGACGACGAAGAGGGCGCCACGCAUGCCAGCGAACAUGACCACAAGCUUCGUGUCACAAUCUGUAUCUCAGGGUGGCUGAGGGAAAAGGAAGAAGUUGUGAAACCGUGGCGCGUCUUGGGCACGGGCGCCGAAGUAUUUGCCCUCAAGUACGAACUAGAGGCGUUGUUGAAUCUGGGCAAUGCCAUGAACGGAAUGGUCGAAUCAGCUGCCUGGGCCUAUGCUCAGAAGCAGCUCAUUUCGAGCACCAUUUUUGCCGACCUUGCUGCUGCAAUGUGGCCCAUCGGCUUGAUGAAAGUGGCUAGGGUGAUCGACAACCCCUUUAGCCUUGCCAAGGGUCGAUCCGAAAAGGCUGGUGAGGUUCUUGCUGAUGCCCUGAUAAAUAGAGCUCAAGGUGAAAGACCAGUCACAUUGAUCGGGUAUUCCCUAGGCGCUAGAGUCAUCUAUAUGUGCCUGAUGAGCCUGGCAAAACGCAAAGCUUUUGGUUUGGUUGAGAACGCGGUCUUGAUAGGUUCACCUACGCCUAGUGAUACGAGUGACUGGAGAAUAUUGCGAAGUGUCGUCGCGGGACGCGUGGUCAACGUUUUUUCCGAAAACGACUAUGUGUUGGGAUUCAUGUAUCGGACCUCUGCUGUGCAAUAUGGCGUGGCCGGCUUGCAAAAGAUUGAAGGUCUUGCAGGUAUCGAAAAUGUGGAUGUUUCUGAGGAUGUCAGUGGUCAUCUGCGCAAUCGAUACUUGAUUGGCAGCAUCCUAAACAAGAUCGGAUUUGAGGACAUCAACUUACAAGCCGUGGAAGAAGAGCGCGCAGAAUUGGUCAAGAUGGAGGCUGAAGAGAAGGAACAAUCGAAGCUCUCGCAGCGUCGGUGGCUCAUUCGUCGCGAGUCUGGUGGCGGAAAGGCUGAUGAAGCCGCCGAGGGAGAGGCAGAGGCAGAGGAGCUUGAAAAGAAGGUACACGAUCAGACAGAGAAAUCUCUCGUCACUAGAGCUAUCGAAUAUUUCUACAUCCCGGGAGUUCCUGAUGCCCAAGAUGUUGAAGGAAAACGAGCAAGGGCCGAAAGCCUAACAGCUACAACUGUUGAGAAAACUGCAAAAGCUGACCAGAAUCCCUCCAAAGGCUACGCCAGUUUGUUGUAUAGCAAGCUUCCGAGCAUGCCACAUGCGAGCAGUUCUUUCUUGUCAGCUCCAACAAAGCAAGCUCGGCCAUCAAGAACAGAUGCCGCCAAAAAGAUCAACAACCCUCCGGUCACAGAGCCUGGUGAUUCAGCGGAACAGAAGCAAAGCUAUGCUCAACAGGCAUCAUCUUACCUCUCAUCUCUCCCGAGUGUUCCAGUACUUGGACGUGGUGCAUCCAAAUCUCCACCAAAAGCGUCGAAACAGAGCUCAAAAGGCACUGUCCAUGAGCAAGUGAGUUCCAAGUCCCAGAAGGUGGUCAGCUCAGCAACCCGGGUGGCCCAAAGUACGGGCUCUGCCUCCACCGCUACUGCCGGUAUGGUCUCUGAUACUGUCACUCCGACAUUUAAAAAUGCAUUGAACCCCAUGGAUAACCCAGCCGUCAAAUCCGCACAAUCAGUCUCAAAAGAUUCACCAGUGAUACAGCACACCAAGGAUAAGAUCCCAAUACCUGUACAGAAACAAACAGAAGGUGUGUCUGAUCUCGUGGGGACCACGACGCAGAAUACAGGCCAAGUUCUACAACAGGGCUCAGAGGACUCGUCUCGCAAGGCCAACGACGUGAGCAAGUCAAUCAUUGACAAGUCUGGUGAGGUGGGCCAAACAGUAGGCGGCAAAGCGAAAGAAACUCCCAAACAAGGUCAGAGCUAUACUUCUCGUGCUGCUUCAUAUCUGCCAACUAUCCCGAGCAUGCCGAGCAUACCAUCUCUCGGCUUUGGUACCAGAGAAGUAAAGGGAGAAGGAGUUGAAAGCAAAGACACCCAGACCACAUCGAAAUCGAUAUCAACUCAACCUGGACCACCCAAAUUGGGAAAACGGACAGAAUCAGGAUCUCAGAAGCCUGACGACAAGGGACAAUCUGCGGCAGUGUCAUCCCCAAAGAAGCUUCCGCGGAUCUCAUCUGGACUCAAAUCACCCACUGUACCCACCAGCCUUGAUAGUCUGGUGAAUGGAGUCAGAAGUCCACCUACAAGUGUACCGACGCCAGAUCUUAUCAAACGUGUCUCAAGGGUGAGUACUGGAAAGAAGCAGUCGAAAGACAGCAAACAAGGUCUGGAACAGGGCAAUGACAAUGGGAAAGGGUUGAAGCGCCGGCCGCCAAAGCUUGGACCUCGCAAGUCCAGUGGUCAGCAAAAUGUACCAAAGGAACCAUCGCCAGUAGAGUUGGGAAGGAAACUGUCAACUUUGGUUGGGCAACAGGACGGGCAUGAUAGUGCAGGCAUAAAGUCGCCGCGUGCUUCGACGUCGACACACUCAGCUGCCGCCAGUAGCAAUGCAACCCCUUCAACACCAGGCUGGAGAGCAGCCACAAAGGCAACCAAGUCCGCAACAUCAACAGUAAAAGAUGGCACGAGCAAGGCAGCCGUUGGUGGCAGGCCCUGA
Molecule: messenger RNA, 3660 nt
Organism: Exophiala mesophila
Lineage: Eukaryota; Fungi; Ascomycota; Eurotiomycetes; Chaetothyriales; Herpotrichiellaceae
Exons: 1
Coding region: 1-3660 (1219 amino acids)
Source: RefSeq, a predicted model, not a curated record